GUGACUGCGAAUGUUUCAGAAGUUUCAUUUAGUCCAAUUAGAAGAUAUCGGUGGACGGUCGUGUGAUCAUGACCACGAAGGAAGAUGUAACAACCUUCGAGGCAGCUUUGGAGAGAACGGGAAAUGGACUUUAUAACAUUCUGCUCGUGGCUACCUGUGGGCUGAUACUCCUUGGUAUCGGUGCUGAUCUGUUUGGGUUUAGUCUCGUGGUAGCUGCCGCCUGCGACCUUAAUUUAUCAGUCAGUCAGAAAGGCAUACUCACUUCUUUGCCCUUUAUUGGCAUUCUUCUCGUAUCAUACCCAUGGGGCUACGUGGCAGACACGCGUGGACGCCGGUUUGUGCUCAUAGUGUCUGUCUUGACGGCAUUUGUUUUGUCCUGCGUCGCUAGUCUUGCCACUAAUUGGAUACUACUAGGCCUUAUCAAGUUCGUGUCUGUCUGCUUCUCCUGUGCGGCAAACUCAGCAACGUACACACUGGUGGGGGAAUCAUGCGUUGCACGCGUUCGUAGCAAGUACAUGCUUAUAAUAACAUGCCUUAUUAUUGUUUCACCAGCAGUCGCAGCAAUACUUACAUAUCCAACACUACUGCUCUCGUUCAAGUGGAACAUACCAUUAUUGGGAAUUACAUUCACACCUUGGCGAUUUUUAAACAUCGUUCUGGCAAUACCAGCUGGAUUGGGAGGGGUGGCCAUCUGCUUCUUUAACGAAUCACCAAAAUUCCUUGCAAAUUGUGGCCGGAAAGAGGAGGCAGUUUCUGUAUUGAAAUCGAUUUAUAGAAUAAAUCACGGAAAGAAUACACAUGAUUUGCAGCUAUCAACCUUAGUGAUAGAAGAUGUCGCCUCAAAAACGGAUAAGUCUCUCUUCCGCGCCAUGCAAGAGCAAAGCUCCCCUCUCUUCAAGCCGCCUCUUCUUUUGCGGACCGUGCAACUCUACUUCAUUGUCUUCGUCGUGUACAUGACUAACAAUAGUUUCCUCGUAUGGCUCCCUUACAUCUUGAACCUUGUGAGAGCUUCCUUGGAAAAGACCACCGAUUUUAACAAUCUCUGUGAGCUGAUUUCAACACAUUCCAGCAAUCAAACAUAUAUUCAUGAUAACUCGACUGAGGGUCCACCCUGCCUUGGCCACAUAGAGGAGAACAUAAUCUUCACCCUCGUCAUCUCACAGUUCACUUUCUCGUUCCUGAACUUCGUGAUAUCCUACCUGAUGAAAUGGAGACGGCUGGUUCUCCUAAGUAUCUUAAGCCUCUCAACCCUAAGUGGAUUGCUGAUCAGUUUUAUGCCAGAACCAAUAUCUAGUGUAGUAUUAUUUAUGAUGUUCACAUGUACCAAUUUGGGUAUGGGCAUAUUGGCAUCGUACUUCGUGGAUUUGUACCCUACGUCUUGUAGGGGAAUGGCCACCUGCCUCAGUAUAAUGGUUGGAAGAACCAGCAGUUUUAUUGGGAUAAAUAUCGUUGGGAACACAAUUUUUACACAUUGUGAAGUAACUUUCUACCUCUGGGCUCUAUUGGUCUUAAGUAGUGUGCUCGUAGCUUGGUUUCUUCCGCCAGACAAAGUCAAAGAAAUUCCUAGUUAAUAUUUUAAUUGUAUAAUAUUUUUAAGUAGACAUAUUUUAUAACUUGAACAAAUUUGUGUACUUUUUGACUUUUUUAUCCGAUAGAAUUUUGUGUUGAGGUAAGGAAGCGGUCUUUCUAAAUGAAAAGAGACUCACGUUAAUAUUUACCCAACAAGUUGCAAGAGGCCAAUUAAAUGCUAUUGAAAAAACUGUCGCUUGCAUAUUAUGUGAUAAUGUCGGCACGCAGGCAACCUGCAACGUUCCCACUAACUCUUUUUUGAGCGUCUCGAAGCUCGAUUACUUAAAUAAAAUUAAGUAAUCUCACUUAUCAUUUAAGUAUGCUAAUUAUAAAGUAACUUUGGUCUAUCAUAAUUCAGAUCUAGUUAAUUUACUAUCUGUGAUUUAUUGUUAAAAGUAAGCUAAUAUUAAUAUUUGUUUAUAAAUGUAAUUGAUGUUAAAUUCAAAUUACCUAAACCAAAUAAAUUUAAAUAAUCUAUUGUUAAUAUUAUCGAAAAGAAUUAUAUUUUGUUGUCCAUAUUGAGCAAAUGAAUAUUAUCUGUACCAAAUUAUUUAUAGGAAUUAAAACACAUAUGAAAUAAAGCGUAUAUUUAAAUUAUAAAUGCUUAAGUAUUACAUACUUAAAUAUUACACCUAUCACAGUUACCUAUAACUAAAACAUAUUUUAAUUAGUUUUAAGAGAUCUUUGCUCUGUUUAGCAUUAUUGUAUGUUAACACCUUUGUAAAAUAUAUAUAAGAUACUUAAAUUGACAGUAAUAAAAAUGAAUAAAUGUUUUACGUAGUUUUAAAUCCUGAAAGUGGAUAGAAACGAUUAUUACCUUUGGAAACAAUUUUAUAAUCAGUGAAAA
Molecule: messenger RNA, 2416 nt
Organism: Pieris rapae (cabbage white)
Lineage: Eukaryota; Metazoa; Arthropoda; Insecta; Lepidoptera; Pieridae
Product: organic cation/carnitine transporter 7
Exons: 10
Coding region: 69-1571 (500 amino acids)
Biological process (GO): transmembrane transport
Molecular function (GO): transmembrane transporter activity
Source: RefSeq, a predicted model, not a curated record